AUGCCUCCCGAAUCUGAAGAAGAGGAAGAUGAUUCUUCAUCCGAAGAAACUGUGGAAGAUUCAAAUGAAUCGGGUAAUCGGCGACGACGUCGUCGUUCUAUGGAAGUUAUGGGACAACCGAUACCGGAAAGUCAGGAAGCUCGUGCACUUCCUGGACUACCAGAUCCAGCAAUGAUUUUAAAAAUUGCUGAAAUUCUUACCACAGUUGGACAAGAAAUUCUACCUGUUUUGGUUCAAGGUAAUACAGCCGUUGAUUCGCUAGUUGAUAAUUACGUUGAGAACGAAAUGAAAAUUGUUAAAAAUAUUAAAAAUCAAAUCGAUGCGAUUGCAAAGAAUUUGAAUAGGAAAUAA
Messenger RNA from Musca vetustissima, 351 nucleotides. Its product is annotated as antennal-specific protein OS-C-like. The transcript has a single exon. NCBI's taxonomy places the organism in Eukaryota, Metazoa, Arthropoda, Insecta, Diptera, Muscidae. The record is from RefSeq and is a predicted model, not a curated record. Bases 1 to 351 code for a protein of 116 amino acids.